Messenger RNA from Solea senegalensis (Senegalese sole), 1133 nucleotides. It is a transcript of the gene ubl4a, whose product is annotated as ubiquitin like 4A. The transcript is spliced from 4 exons. Gene Ontology annotation, biological process: post-translational protein targeting to endoplasmic reticulum membrane. The coding region runs from base 154 to 627 and encodes 157 amino acids. The record is from RefSeq and is a predicted model, not a curated record. Gene Ontology annotation, molecular function: protein binding. Lineage: Eukaryota; Metazoa; Chordata; Actinopteri; Pleuronectiformes; Soleidae.
CGCAGCGGGACAGGUUGUCCAGUCGCUGCAGAAGAAGAUGGCCCUUUGACAAGCGAACAGCCUCAUGUACUAAACCUAAAAGUAACGACACGAGCUUAACUUUUACGCGUAGUUUUGUGAGGUUGUGGUUUAGUUUAGAGUGUUAGUGUCAAAAUGAUCCUGACCGUAAAACCGCUUCAAGGGAAGGAAUGCAGCGUGCAGGUGACUGAAGAUGAAAAAGUUGCCACAGUGAAGGAGCUUGUGUCCGAACGUCUCAACAUUCCUGCAAACCAGCAGCGGUUGCUCUACAAAGGAAAAGCUCUUGCAGAUGAGCACAGACUGAGUGAUUACUCCAUUGGACCAGAGGCUAAACUGAAUCUGGUGAUCCGUCCAGUGGGGGAGAGGAGUGCAGCUUCAGGAAUGGCCACCAGCAGCAGCAGCAGCAACCUACGUGGAGGAGUAUGGCAGACUGUGUCCACAGUACUUGCGAGACACUUUAGUCCAGCAGAUGCAGCUAAAGUCCACGAACAACUUAUAAAGGAUUAUGAACGUUCACUUAGGCAACUUAGCCUCGAUGACAUCGAGCGCUUGGCAGGAAGACUCCUCCACCCAGACGGCGAAGGCAUGGACACUUCAUACAUGGACUAAGAAUAUCUACCUGUACUUUGCUUUUUUGUGAAUGUCUUUUUUUAAGAGGCGCUCAGUGCCCUGAAUGCACCUAGCAGCAUGUAGAGUGUGAAGAGUGGAAAAUACCGUUUGAGUUUUCUUGCACAGAACGGCUGGUGUGAGUUUAGGCAGUGUCCGAGUCAACACGGAUAAUGACUGUCUCGACAGUAGGGCUUCUCUUAUCCACGACCAAAAAUAACAGUUGGAUAAGACCAAGUGACUUUGAUGUCUCAGUCAGGACACAAGACCUUAUCGUUUAAUAUUUAUACACAAAGGAGUCCAUUCAUUUUGUUUGUUUCAUGUGAUGUCUGGCUGCUGCAACUCCCAGGGGACACUAACGUCGACUGGAGGGUAUUUGUUAAUCAUGCCUGCGUUGGAUGACGAUGCAAAAGUUACACAUGUUUUAUCCUGCAUCUAUUUGACUGUCAUUGUAUGAUUUGUAAAUAUCUUUGUAUAUACCUACAUUAAAACUGGAAAAAUACAAAAGA